Paracoccidioides lutzii Pb01 is the source of this 489-nucleotide messenger RNA. RefSeq lists its product as hypothetical. The coding region runs from base 1 to 489 and encodes 162 amino acids. The record is from RefSeq and is a predicted model, not a curated record. The transcript has a single exon.
AUGGAAACCGAUGUCCCCGCAGCGGAAGAGAGUGCAAAAGAUAUUGCCAGCGACAAUAUCAACGAAAUGGAAUCUGAGAAGAGCGAGGGUAGUGUGGUGGAUGAUGCAGAGACAGAAGAAGAUAUACAAGGCGAAGUGGAGGAUUGUCCGUCGAUAAUCAUAAAGCUCAAGUUGGGCCCCAUGGGCGUAGCCGGGAAGAAGCGAAAGAGAGCUCCUAGCCCACCACCUAGCCCACAAACACAGCAACCGGAAGAACCUGAUAUAGCUUCGGUAGCUAAUCCGAUUGAUACACCUAGGAAAAUUGCAGAGAAGCAGCGGAUUGAAAAUGUGAAGAGGCUUCUGGCAUUAAUUGCUGUGGGAGUAGGUCAAAUUCAGGCUUCAGGGGAGAAAGUUGCUCCUAAACUGGACAAGGAUAUAGCUGGGCCGCCACCAAAGAAGUUUAAACCAAUGAGAGGGACAACCCUGGCAAGUGGACAUUGGUUUCUCUAG